Chroicocephalus ridibundus (black-headed gull) is the source of this 6919-nucleotide messenger RNA. RefSeq names its product janus kinase and microtubule interacting protein 2 (gene JAKMIP2). Lineage: Eukaryota; Metazoa; Chordata; Aves; Charadriiformes; Laridae. The coding region runs from base 277 to 2739 and encodes 820 amino acids. The record is from RefSeq and is a predicted model, not a curated record. The transcript is spliced from 22 exons. Gene Ontology annotation, molecular function: kinase binding; microtubule binding.
CGCGCGCUCGCCCUCAGCGUCGGCGCGCGGGAGGGCGCGGGGCCGCGCUGGGCUGGGGCCGCCGCGGCGGCGGCGGGAGGAUGGAUGCGGCGCGUCGUCUCUCGCCGCUCGGCAUCCUCUCCUGGGCGCGGCACGGGCUUCCAAAGCAGAUGAGUCCAGGACCUUAAGGAAUUUCGCGCAGUAGGUGCUGAACUAACUGGCACUGAAUGGAACAGAAAAAGAUGGCAGUCCAUAUUUGAAACAAUUAAACAAGUGGACUCUCGCUGAUAAGAAACCAUGUCAAAAAAAGGACGUAGCAAGGGCGAAAAGCCUGAGGCACUGAUUGUUGCCCUACAGGCUGCCAAUGAGGAACUCAGGACCAAGCUAACGGACAUUCAAAUUGAGCUGCAUCAGGAGAAAUCUAAGGUUGCUAAACUCGAAAGGGAGAAGACUCAAGAAACUAAGCGUAUCCGUGAGGUGGAGCAGCGCAAGCAGACUGUGCAGAUCACAGAGCUAAAAGCCAAACUCCAUGAAGAGAAAAUGAAGGAGCUGCAGGCUGUGCGAGAGAACCUCAUCAAACAACAUGAGCAGGAGAUGACGCGGAUGGUGAAAGUCCGAGACAGUGAAAUCCAGCGCCUCAAGUCAGCGCUGUGUGCUCUGCGGGAUGGGAGCAGCGAUAAAGUAAGGACAGCGCUGACUAUUGAGGCUCGUGAAGAGGCCAGAAAACAGUUCGAUUCCGAGCGCCUUAAGCUUCUGCAGGAAAUUACUGAACUGAAGUCUGCCAAAAAGCAGGUAGAUGAGGCCCUUAACAAUAUGAUCCAAGCAGAUAAGAUCAAGGCGGGGGAUCUUCGGAGUGAGCAUCAGUCCCACCAGGAAGCCAUUUCCAAGAUCAAAUGGGAGAGUGAAAGGGAUAUUCGCCGCCUGAUGGACGAGAUCAAAGCUAAAGACAGGAUCAUAUUUUCCUUGGAGAAAGAACUGGAGACACAAACAGGCUACGUGCAGAAGCUGCAGCUGCAGAAGGAAGCUCUGGAUGAACAGCUCUUCUUGGUGAAGGAGGCAGAGUGUAACAUGAGCAGUCCCAAGAGAGAGAUCCCAGGAAGGGCUGGAGAUGGUUCGGAGCACUGCAGCAGCCCAGACUUGCGCAGAAACCAGAAGAGGAUAGCAGAGCUGAAUGCCACAAUACGGAAGCUAGAAGACAGGAACACGUUGCUUGUUGACGAACGAAAUGAACUGUUGAAGCGUGUCCGAGAAGCUGAGAAACAAUGUAAACCUCUUCUGGAAAAGAACAAGUGCCUCACGAAGAGAAAUGAUGAACUUAUGCAGUCUUUGCAGCGCAUGGAAGAUAAAUUCAAAGCAGUCACUAAAGAAAAUAUAGAAAUGAGAGAAAAAAUGACAUCACAUCCUCCUCUAAAGAAAUUAAGAUCUCUCAACGACCUGGAUCAGGCUAAUGAGGAACAAGAAACUGAAUUCUUGAAGCUUCAGGUCAUAGAACAACAGAACAUAAUUGAUGAGUUAACAAGGGACAGGGAGAAACUUAUUCGUCGCAGGAAGCAUAAAAGAAGCUCAAAGCCAAUUAAGAGACACGUGGUGGAUACAGUUUUUGGGUACGAUGAUGAUUCCAUGGAUUCUGAAACAUCCUCUGUGGCCUCAUAUAGAACAGACAGAACACCAGCAACCCCAGAUGAUGAUCUGGAUGAGGGUUUAGCAGCGGAAGAAUCAGAGCUGCGGUUUCGGCAGCUGACAAAGGAGUACCAGGCCCUGCAGAGAGCGUAUGCACUGCUGCAAGAGCAGACAGGAGGCAUCAUAGAUGCUGAAAGAGAAGCCAAGGCUCAGGAGCAGCUCCAAGCUGAAGUCCAGAGGUAUAAAGCCAAAAUAGAAGAUCUGGAGAAAACUUUGGCACAGAAAGGGCAGGACUCGCACUGGGUGGAAGACAAACAGCUUUUCAUUAAGAGGAACCAAGAGCUUUUAGACAAGAUAGAGAAACUGGAAGCAGAAAACCACCGUCUGCAACAGGAGCUGCAGGAUGCUCGAGACCAGAAUGAGCUGCUGGAGUUCCGCAACCUUGAGCUGGAGGAGAGAGAGAGACGGUCCCCACCAUUUAAUCUCCAGAUUCACCCAUUCUCAGAUGGUGUGAGUGCUCUACAGAUCUACUGCAUGAAGGAAGGGGUUAAGGAUGUCAGCAUCCCAGACCUCAUAAAGCAGUUAGACAUCCUAGGUGAUAAUGGGAAUUUAAGAAAUGAAGAACAAGUGGCCAUAAUUCAGGCUUCCACUGUAUUGUCCUUGGCAGAAAAGUGGAUCCAGCAGAUCGAGGGAGCUGAAGCUGCUCUGCAUCAAAAAAUGAUGGAAUUGGAAAGUGAUAUGGAGCAAUUUUGCAAAAUAAAAGGCUAUUUGGAGGAAGAAUUAGACUACAGGAAGCAAGCUCUUGACCAAGCAUACAUGAGGAUCCAGGAGCUUGAAGCCACCUUGUACAAUGCUUUGCAGCAAGAAACGGUGAUAAAGUUUGGGGAACUACUCACUGAAAAACAGCAGGAAGAGCUGAGGACAGCAGUAGAAAAGCUAAGACGUCAGAUGCUGAGGAAGAGCAGAGAAUAUGAUUGCCAGAUUCUUCAGGAGAGGAUGGAGCUGCUCCAGCAGGCUCAUCAGAGGAUCCGAGAUUUAGAAGAUAAAACUGACAUCCAAAAGAGACAAAUUAAGGAUCUGGAGGAAAAGUUUCUGUUUCUAUUCUUGUUCUUCUCUCUUGCCUUUAUUCUUUGGCCUUGAUGUCAAUGUGCCUCUUGGAAAGAGUGCCCGACCACACAGAUAAGUCCUUAUAAAGGCAAAUGCUUCCACCCCCCAACGAAGAGAACAUUGUUUACACCUAUUUUAAAAAGUAUAAAAAUGAACAACUUGUAGCCAAGACUGCAACCACCUUGUAUUUUAAAGCCAUCACUCAAGAUUUGUUACUUGACAGUUCCUGUCUAAAGCUAUGAUAUAUGCUGCAUCUAAUGAAAUUCUGUAUGUUGAAUUUACAAAAGGGGAAGAAAAAUAAACUCUGAACCUACAUCACUUAGUAAGAACUUAAUGGGAAGGAACCACUUUCAGCUGAUCAAGUCAGUGUGUCUUGGGCAUGGAACCAAAGUUACAACAGAAAAAUCUAUCCCUGCUGUGCAGGGCAAUCGUUUAAAUGUGACACUGUCAUCCCACGAACGGAUCAAAAGUUAACAGGACAGAGGAGGAGAAACACGAGCUGUGGAGAGAUGCUGACAACAAGGCAUUCAGUCGGAACUGUCUGGCUUUUCACUGCAGGGACUCCUUCUCUCCCUCUUUGGUUUUAACCUCAGGAACAAAUGACAGCUGCAAUGUGGGGGGAAAGGAAAAAAUGCAUUCUGGCUUAUUGCAGGAUGGGCAGGACAGGGCACCACGUUUUGCGCUUGUGACCACAACAAAGCACCACCCAACUCAACAAAAGGAGGGGAGAAGAGGGUGCCUGCGGAAGGAGGAUUUAUGACAGAGUUGUCGCCUUAUCUCUCCUCACACUCCCUCCAUGAAGAACAGCCUGUCUAUUGUCAGAUACUUUUCAUAUUCUUUAAAGGCUGCCAUUGAGAUAACAAUAACCAUACUUGAUUUUACUAUUUGAAUAAUACACUGAGGAUCACUGGAUUGGACCUACAGAGUAGCUUCUGAGAAAGAAAUGUGUUGGAGGACAGAGGGGGGAAAAAAGCCAACCCCCUUGUCCAUGUGGUAUGAUCCACAAAGCAUCAGCUUCCAACUGUUUUGUCCCAGCCUGGAACAAAUGUUUUGGUUUGGCUUGUCAAACUGAUUUUGUUAGCUGGCUUCCUGAUCAAUGACACACAAACCAAAAAUGGGGAAAAGCUGUGUGAGCACAUCCUUAUUAGAAGUAAGAAGUAUCACUAGUAUGUCUAGAUUUUUCCACAGCUAAGAAUAACUAGUAGUAGUUUGCAUUUCAAAGCAUUUCUUACCUCUCUCGUCACAAAGCCUGGAACCUAGUCCUGGUGCCUCCCCGAGGCAUCCCCAGUCCGUGCCCCCUGAGUCAGGCAGAAACAGCCCCGAGGAGCGGCAUGGCUGCAGCGAACCUUGCGGAGGUCCUGUGUCUGUGCCCGUCUUCCCUUUCCUCACCCGUGUGCUGGAUGCGCUAUGCGUGACAACGUGCUUCUCUGUGCCUCUGCUUUCAUUUCCCUGGAAGUGGAGUUGUGCCUGUUUAGACUUCAGGCUCCUGUGGCAAGGCUCCUUCUUUGAGCUGUGUCUUCCACGAUGGAGCCUUAAUUUUAACUGGGAGAAAUGGAUGUCUGUAUUACACAAUAGAAAACCCAGGGCCAGAAUACAGCCUGUGCAUUACUCAAACCUUCAAAACAGGGCUCACGUGUACCAACAUCUUACGCACACAGACUCUGCCCAUCAGAAGCUUUAAAAGUGCUUUACAAAGAGUCUCUCCUUUGUUUGCCUUUUUACUUUUACAGAUGAAGCAACUGAGGCACAAAGCAGUGAAGUAACCUGCCACAGCAACUCAGCAGGUCAAAAGCAGUUCCUCAGCCAUAGCAGGGAUGAAGUUCCUUUAGCAUCAUGGAUGCCUGCCCCUCGCAGAUAUUUUUUGGCCAGGAUAGCUUUGAAUCAUUAAUGUCCAUUCACCCAACUGGAUUGCAGUGCUGGCUCCAUUUCCCCACAAAGACUCCUAACAUCCUCAUUUCUUGCAUGCCCUGAGAUUGUGUUAAGCCUUCCAUCAAAGGUUAAAAGCUAUUAGCAAGUGAUUUUUUUCCUGCUCCUUAAAAUUAAUUUAAAUUGCAGAAUGACCACAUCUUCUUGAAGCAGUCUGUUUCAGUCAAGGGGUUUACUGAAUUCUGCACCAGCUGUAUGUUUGUUGAUUCAUUUUUUUAAAAACAGGCCUGUAGGCAAAUAUGUUAAAUGAAUACAGGUACGUUGUGUGUUCUCUGUUCAAAUUCUUUUUCACCUGCAGAAGAAUCCAUGGAUAAGGUUGGCCCAAAUCUACAUGUGCUUUCCAAGAGUGCUGCCAGCAGUUCAGGCCUUCAGGCCCUUUGGGAGUUUCAUCCCACACCUGUGACAGCUUUAGAUCACUAAGCGACUUUACUCGUUAGCUACAAAAAGGGGGUUUUCCUCUCUGGUUAUUCCCUCUUCUCCUUCACUCUUUUGCAGCACUGUUUCAUUUCAUACCACUUGACUGCAGUGUCCUGCAAGUAAAUACAGGUUGGCAGCCGUUUUCCCUAGCAUUAGGGUCAGCAAUUAAAACAUUGAGCUUUUCCUGCAGAAGAAUGAGCGGUACCUGUUUUCCAUGGUGGUGCAAUAACCUCCACCUCAGCUUUGGCUAAAAAACCGAGGAGGCCUAGAAGCAUUUGUUUGAGGCAACUAUAAGGAAGGUUCCUGGCACAGAUAGAAAUAAUCUCGUUUCAGAACGUACCUGACUGAUCUCGUGGCGGGCUUCAUCAUUUAGGCCCUCUGAGCAGUGUUGUGCAUGUCUCAUUUAAUUUCUCUUUUUUGCCCCAUUUCCUCUCCUUUACUCCUACAUAUACAUAUGCAUGCAGGGGCUCCAUUUCCAAGGGCUCGGGGUGGGGGGUGGACAAUGCACAGCUUCCCUUGGUCUGCAAACUUGUAAGAGAUUGCUGUACUCCCUCCAGAGAGCUCAGCAGCUGCCGCGUUACUCUCCUUGCAGCAUAUACAUAAGCCAUGCCUGAAACACACUUGCUGAUACGAGUAAUACAAACUUCCUGCUGUCAGCUAGAUCAAAAUGAAUUUGAUGUUUGUGUAUAUAUAUAUACAUGUAUCUAUAUAUAGUAUAUAUGUAUAUGUACAUAUAUAUACAUAUAUAUGCAUAUAUCUAUGUAUUCCCUAUUGUAUAUAGUAAAUUGUUGCUAUAGCAUAUGAAAAUAUACUUCCAAUCUAGGUAUGGGGAACUGAAUCUAGACUUGUUUAGCUGCCACAACUGCUACGCUCCUCAUGGUUUAGUUUUACAUCUCAUGGGCAACUGGUUUUUGGAUCUGUUUUUCUGGAGUCUUCCCCCUUCUCCGUCCUGAAGCUGUUUAUCCAGGGCUUUCUGCUGUUCCUGACCUUCACUGAGGCAAAGUAUUGAGAAUCCUCCCUCAAAUCAGUCACUGCAGCCAACCUCCCCUCCCCAAAACCAAGCACCAAAAUAAAAAUCAAUUUAUUGCAGCCUUGGAGGACAGCAAGUACAGCCCUGGAUUCCUCCCCUCCCUGGCCCUGGGCUGCAGCAGAAUUCCAGCGCUCCCGGCCAUCCAUACAUGUAACGUAGUGCAGGUCAGCUUGACCAAAACCGGACUGGCUGCUUUUUCUCCACUGACCAACCAGGAGAUUUUGAAGACUAUUCUUUCGAUUUAAGCACUUCAGACGGAGGCCUGGCUAGGUGAGAUUAAUUUAGGCAAUGGGGGUUGCAGAAGGAGAUGGGGCUUCCUGCAGGGUUAUCAGCCUGGCUCACAGCUCAAUCCUCUCUCGUUGAUCUGCGCGGAGGACGAUGGAGACUUUGCCUGUCGAUGUGCUUCAUUUUCCAGCUCCCUGCCCUCGUCUCGGUGGGAAACAUCCUCUGAACCCCAAAGCUUUCCCUUCCGUGGCAUCCCAUGAGGACUCAAUUGGCCAGGCGCUCCUUCUCCCUAGGGCAAGGUUCAACAAACAGCCACACAGCUGCUGGUGAUUCAAAGGGAUUUUUCUUUUCCCCUGCCCUCCCUCACAUCAGCACCUGUGUGUUUUUAUAUGUACUUUUUGUUCCCAGUUUUUUUGGUGUCUAUUCCAGAGCAGAAUUGUAAAUGACUCGGCAGAAUAACCCUUUGAUAAACACUGGACAUGUAUCUGUACUAUAUGUAUUAACGUGUAGAAGAGAAUCCUUAUUGUAUGUAAAGUUUUAUGAAUGGUUAUUUUUUAAUUUAUGUAUUUAAUAUAGGAUUCAAUGACCUCUGGUGUUUUAGUUUGUAAAAAAUAA